AUGGGCGACUUCAAGGGACUUGAUCUUUCCGGCAAGGUGGCCAUUGUCACCGGCGCAUCAAGGGGACUUGGCGCUGCCAUUGCCGCUCUGCUAGGUAGACGUGGCGCCAACGUCGUCGUCAACUAUGUGUCACCCAGCAGCAAAGAGAGGGCCGAAAAGGUCGCCGCAGAGAUCGAGGCAAACGGGGCCAAGUCCGUCGUGGUGCAGGCGGAUGUCAGCAAACUGGACCAAAUUCCCAGAAUCGUCGAGGCUGCGUUGAAGAUUAGCCCCUCUGGCAAGAUUGACAUUCUGAUUCACAAUGCUGCGCAAGGAAACGAAGCCAACCUGGUCGACACGACCGAGGAAUUCUACGACCGCCAUUUCGACACCAACGUCAAAGGCCCCAUCUUCCUGACCAAGGCCGUCGAGCCGCACAUUGCCAAGGGGGGGCGAAUUGUCUUCAUAUCCUCGGCCGGCGCCCGUCUCGGCGUCGGGGGCCAGACCGUGUACGCGGCGACCAAGGCGGCCAACGAAGCUCUUGCGCGAGUGUGGGCAAAGGAGCUGGGUCAAUCCCAUGGCAUCACGGUCAACAGCGUCAACCCUGGACCGAUUGCGACGGAUCAAUGGUUUCAGAGUGACGAGCAAUUUCUGAAAGAGAUGCAGCCGCUGAUUGACUCAACUCCCGCGGCGGCCCGUGUCGGUGAGGUGGAUGACAUUGCGCCCUUGGUGGCAUUUUUGUGUAGUGAUGAUGCCAGGUGGACUACAGGUGCUACUCUGUCGGCCAAUGGUGGCCUAUAUAACUAG
Cordyceps militaris CM01 is the source of this 783-nucleotide messenger RNA. Its product is annotated as short-chain dehydrogenase, putative. The record is from RefSeq and is a predicted model, not a curated record. Lineage: Eukaryota; Fungi; Ascomycota; Sordariomycetes; Hypocreales; Cordycipitaceae. Bases 1 to 783 code for a protein of 260 amino acids. The transcript is spliced from 4 exons.